Penicillium verrucosum is the source of this 1646-nucleotide messenger RNA. Its product is annotated as serine/threonine-protein kinase. Gene Ontology annotation, biological process: regulation of mRNA processing; spliceosomal complex assembly; protein phosphorylation. NCBI's taxonomy places the organism in Eukaryota, Fungi, Ascomycota, Eurotiomycetes, Eurotiales, Aspergillaceae. Gene Ontology annotation, molecular function: protein kinase activity; ATP binding. The coding region runs from base 1 to 1476 and encodes 491 amino acids. The record is from RefSeq and is a predicted model, not a curated record. The transcript is spliced from 3 exons.
AUGUACACCGGAAGCCUUGUCCCACGCAUUUUGAGAACGUCUAUCCAGUUUUUCCCCAAGCUCUGGAUUUCCGUAUCACGAUCCUUAAUCCCUUACAAAACAUUCCCCUUGGCAACUUUUAAACGACCCAUCUCCAUCGCGGUUAUGAGCACUUCGUCUCCUCCCACUCCGCCAUCAAGGGCCUUAAUAGAUGAUGAACGGAGAUUCAAAACCAUUACAUUACCUUGUGAGUGGGUGGAGGAUUAUCGGCCAGGUGGUUAUCAUCCAGUCGUUCUCGGCGACGUCUUCAACCACCAGUACAAGGUCAUCCGGAAGCUUGGCGAGGGCUCCUACUCAACGGUUUGGCUCGCCCAUGACCUAAGUAACAGUCGAUAUGUCGCCCUGAAGAUACUUGUGUCGGAAAUCUCGGAAUCGACAACUGAGCUACGAAUAUUACGCCAUAUCAUCGAAUACGCACCAGAAGAAGGGUCCCGAUAUAUCACGCGACUGCUGGACGCAUUCGAACACCGCGGACCCAAUGGCCUCCACAAGUGCCUGGUACUUGAGCCUAUGGGCCCGAGUGUCAAUACGAUGGUCGAGGAGCUGCCGCAGUUCAAACCUCGUAGGCGAGGAAUGAAGAUCCGCUAUCCGCUUCAGAUGGCAAAGAGUAUCCUUAAGCAAUCCUUACAGGCUCUUGCAUUUCUGCAUGAAAAUGGUAUUGCCCAUGGAGACUUCCAGCCGGGAAACAUACUCUUCCCUCUUAUCGAUGUCGACUCGACCCCUGAGGAAUUGCUCCUACAAGAGGAAGAUGUUCAAGCCCGGUCGAUCUCGCCUCCGGUACAGAGGCUGGAUGGUAAACAAGAUAAAUGGGCGCCUCAAUAUCUUUGCGUUGCGCAGCCACUGGUGCCCUUUACUUGCUACGCCGAAGGGUUCAAGGUCAAAUUAUCCGAUAUGGGCGGUGCUUAUUUCUUUACCGACCCACCAACAAAGCCCGUUACUCCACUCGGUCUUCGAGCUCCCGAGUUGAUUCUUACCGGAGCCGUCAACAAUACCGUUGAUAUCUGGAGCUUCGGUUGCCUUAUUUUUGAGUUAAUUACCGGACAGCCACUCUUCUGUAUACCAUGUUCCGAGAUGGAAGAUGACGAUCAUCUUCUCUCCCUCACCGCCCAGCUCGGUGCCCUCCCCGACGAGUUAUUCAGGCAUUGGACAACCUCGUCGCUCUACUUUACGCCCGAGAGGAAGCUCUUUAAUUGUCAGCUUGGAGGAGUCGCUCCCGGGGAGGAACCGCUUAUAGUGGAGCAGACGUCCAUGGAAGAGUGCUUCGAUCGGGCAGGCCCGGAUCUCGAUGAGGAGGAAGCUAACAAAGUGAAAGCGCUUAUUCGAUGGAUUUUGCAAUAUGACCCCGGGAAGAGACCUUCGCCUACGAGAAUCUUAUCGGAUCCAUGGUUUUGCGAGAUUGACGUUGAGGACGACCCAUCUAAGGUAUCUAUAGUCUAGUAUCUUGCGUGGCUAUGAGGAAGAUAUCUAAGUAGGCUGCAUAUCGUUUCGACGAGAGGACAGCGUAAUGAAUCACACACAGACAAACAUACCGUAUGACCCAAACAUGUUCAUAUAGAGUACUAUUGCUGAUAAUUCACAGAUGCUAUUAUAAUCCCCAUUACACUCCU